Mytilus californianus (California mussel) is the source of this 1754-nucleotide messenger RNA. RefSeq names its product tubulinyl-Tyr carboxypeptidase 2-like. Gene Ontology annotation, biological process: regulation of angiogenesis. The record is from RefSeq and is a predicted model, not a curated record. NCBI's taxonomy places the organism in Eukaryota, Metazoa, Mollusca, Bivalvia, Mytilida, Mytilidae. The coding region runs from base 300 to 1445 and encodes 381 amino acids. Gene Ontology annotation, cellular component: cytoplasm. The transcript is spliced from 11 exons.
GAUCAUUGACAACAAUGUAAACAAAAAAGUCUGCAGUAUUUCAGUUUUUGAGUUCCAUCGGUUUUAUUAACUUGGACUAAAUAGAGAAUACACAUAAAAAUUGCAAGAUUUGUAUAAGGAAAAGAUGCAUCAUAUGGUUUGUUUAACCGUACAUGAAAAUGACAGACGGAGAGAAUAAUAAAACACGAAGAUUAUUGAAAAUAUCAGAAUAACUUAACCUGUUGACUCUGUUAGUGUUACUUGUUCCUUUAUGGAGCAAAUACUUAGAUCUUUUGUGAGAAAAAAGUGGUUUUAAUCUCAUGUCAUCUAAGGUUAAAGACAGAAUGUCUCAUACAGAUUCGAUAGUUAAAAAAGAAAAGGAUGAUGAUGAAUGUAUUACUAUUAGGGUAAAAACAGUGAAAAGUUCAAAGUCACGUAAUGGAGAAGAGGAUGUUCAAGAAGAAAAUGGAGUAUUGUUUUGGGUAAAUAAGAGCGGAUUUCCAAUUGACAAUAAAACAUGGGAACGCAUGUGGGACCAUGUAGCUAAAAUUCACCCAGACAGUUUUGACAUGGUACGGAAGAUCAGAAACAGUGGAGAUUUGCCACAAGUUCCAUUUCAACCACCACCAAUCAAUUUUCCAUCUUCAACACCAGUGUCAGAGAGAAUUGAAAAAGUACAGAAUUACAUGAGGAAUCUACAGUAUAAUCACACUGGAACUCAGUUUUAUGAAGUCAGAAAAAACAGACCAAUAUCUGGAUUAAUGGAUUUGGCCAGAGAAAUGAUAAAAGAAUCCUUACCAAUUAAAUGUUUGGAAGCCAUUAUUCUUGGAAUUUUUCUUACCAAUGGCAUGCUUGGAGUUGAGAGAUUUCCUAUCAGUUUUAAAAGUGUAUUUAAUGGAAACGUUCACCGUCAUGUUGUAUUAGGAAUAUAUUACAGCGGGAGAUGGGGCACCAUAGGGAUGAGUCGACGUGAGGAACUUAUGUAUAAACCUCUAGUUUUCAAGAGUUUGGCAGAUUUGAUGUUUGAUUAUGAAAAAUCCUACAACCACUUUUAUCAUGAAGUAAAGAAGAUGAAAAUAGGACUACCAGCCCCACAUGAUCCUCAUAGUUAUGAAUUUAUCAACUGGAAGACCUUAACAUUAACUCCAGGUAAACAGAACAAGAAGGAAAUGACUAAAGACCUAGAACAUAUGGCUAAAGAAAUAAGACUCAAGGCUUACCAUAAUUCAGAACCUACACCUGGCAUCACGCUGUAUUCUGCUCGUAAGGCAAAAUCCUACAGUACCCACCAGUGCCAGUCUCCAAGAAAAACGUAUUCUACAGCAGAAUUUCCAUAUGAAAGCAAUACUCAGCGAAGUAUAAGGGAGGCAACCAAGGUCUAUAGGUCUCAAACUUCAAUAAAUGCAGAAUAUCUAAAGAAGUUUACAAGUACAAAUGAAUCAGCAGACUAUCAGCUUAGGAUUUAACAUCCAGAUUGAAGAAAAAGGAUGUAAUUUCUUCAAAUUCUAGAUCUUGCCACGAUGUCGGAAUUUUUUUAUUUUCUUUUUAUUUAAAGAAGAUUUUUUGUCAAUUUUGUGCAUGUGAUAAGCUAAAAACUGUGAUAUUCUUUUUACAAUUACAAUUGUUGUCUUUAAUUUUUAAUAAUUCAUAAAUAUUAUCACAUAAAUUGGGCAUGUUGAGUGAGCUUUUUUUGUACUUUUCGCAUAUGUAAAAUCCAUUUAUUUAUUAAUUGUAUUGUAUAUUCAUUUUAAUACAAUUAAAUUGUUUUAAUUUUG